Molecule: messenger RNA, 2106 nt
Organism: Lymnaea stagnalis (great pond snail)
Lineage: Eukaryota; Metazoa; Mollusca; Gastropoda; Lymnaeidae
Source: the annotation of a GenBank genome assembly
AAGCACACAAAGACACAAGUAAAAUACCAGAACUAAGAGGACAUAAUCCUGCAUUCUCGCCAUGUACUUGAACCGUAACUCCUGGCUGUUGCUGGUCAUCUCCUUCUUCGUCGUCGUCACGGGUGGAGUCACCUGGCUGACCAACAGUUACUCCGACUGGACGCUCGAGUGCCCCCACGGCAAGGUCAUCAAGACCCUGGUAUCCACGUUUGUGGGGAACAAGGACCGUCAGUGGAACUUCACCUGCUCGGACACGGCCCCCAGGGUAAACCUCACUGAUUGCGAGUGGAGUGGAUACAUCAAUGAAUUCAGAACACAUCUUUACUUUCAGUGUCCGAAUGACGGAGUCAUAUCUGGUACGUGAACACAAGACCCUGGCCCUAGUUGCAAAGGGGAAAAAACACACACUAAGAUAUUAUCUUAACAAACUAUAGCACUUCCUCGUCUUAAUAUUAUCCCCCAAGAAAUACUUGUCAUACAUUUUCAUAAUGUGUUAACAUUUAAUCUUUUAUAAAAAAAAGUUAACUUUAUAAGGGUAUCUUGCUAAGAAUUAAUUUAUGCUUGAAAUAUAGGAAAACUCUCAAGCGUAUAGCAUAUUUAAUUUUACCUUUAAUUUAAGUUUAAAUUAAUAAAAAUUCCUAUAAUCUAGUAGAAUAUUCUCAAAAUCUUAUUUAAAAUAUUGUGUUAUCCACAGCUUUUAACAAAUACACACAUACUACCCACACCAUCUAUCUCCUGGCCAAAUGCAUAUGCACUUCAAAUUCGUUUUUUUAAAUAAAAUUUUCAUAGGCGUGUCCACCUACUUUGACUCGAACCAGUCAGACAGGAGGUUCAAAUUCCUGUGCUGUUCCCCGGGCGAUUACGUCUCCCACGCCUGCGUGUACACUCCGGUCAUGAACUUCAACACGAUGCUCCUGAAUGUCCGGGUGCCGGACAACUGGUACCUGCGGGGCUUCAAUGCGGACUACCAGUACAAGCUGUCCGCCUACGACCGCUUGUAUUACUUCAACCUCUGUCGACUGGACAGGAUUCUACCCCCACCCGAGUGCGUGGAAAAUACGUCCGGCAAAAACAUCACUGAGUACAAUACAACAGUCAACGGAAUAUAAGCUAAGCUUAUUCUAACAAAACAUCUGUAAAAAAAACGGAUUAUUUUUGCAGCGUUAAUGAGAUUGUUGAUGCCAAUGCUAAAAUAGCUUUAUGUUAUUGAAGACUAUCUUUCUACUGAUAAAUCGUUUGGGUUUUGUAGGUUUGUAAUGAUGUAGAAUAAUUUUUGUUUGUUGUCGGCCGUGACCUUGUCGCGAAGUUGAUCGCUGUCUGACCUGUCUGACACGUUGAGAGGACUAUGAGAGAAUUGUUUGCACGGGAGCUCAGGUGAGAGUUGUAGGAUUAGGGAGAGGUGUGGUUUGGAUUGUGUUUGGACGGGGCAUACGGCAUUUAGACUCCGAUCAACGGACGGCAGAAGACUAAGGGUAUAAAACGCCAUUGUAGUUAAAUUUGAAUCUUUAAUAUUUUGCCUAGCUAAAGAGUUAAUGAACUUAAACAGAUUUUAGAAAAAAAAAUCGUUUGUUUUUAAAAAUAUUAAAUAUACUCUUGUCGACAAUGUUAAUUAUUUCCUUCGCAUUAGUAGAAUAAAAAUAAAUUAGCGAAAAUGAUUUUUUUAUAUUGUUUUCAUAAUUAUGUUAUUUGCCGUCAUCAAGAAGAUGUGUUUCUUGAAGAACUUAUCAAUGUCAUUUUAAGAUAUAUCCUUUAAAAGUUGGACAUUUUUUUGUUCCCCUUUCAUAUAAAUGAAAACUUGAUCAGCACUAAGGAGUAAUAAGGUUAGUAAUCAAAACUUGAUCAGCACUAAGGAGUAAUAAGGUUAGUAAUCAAAACUUGAUCAGCACUAAGGAGUAAUAAGGUUAGUAAUCAAAACUUGAUCAGCACUAAGGAUUAAUAAGGUUAGUAAUCAAAAUUAACAAAACCAUCCGGAGAGGUAGCAUUUCAUUAAACAAUCACUUAUUAAAUGUGGCGGUUGUUAAGACGAUGGCGGCAUCCCACGGUGUCGGCCAUUUGCAGCCGUCGCCCUUCUUCCCAUUGGCAUGUGUUAUAACAAAACCUUUGCAC